AGUGUGUAGCGGAUAUAAACAGCAAAGGUUAAUUGGGCAGGUGAGCAGGUGAGGAACUCGAGAAGGAGGCGGCAGGCUGCGGGAAAAUUUGAUCCUCCAGCAUCAGUCGGUGCAUCCAGCCCUCUGUGUAUAUAUAAGACUGAGCCAGCUGUCAGCUGCCACCACAAAGCCUUAUCUGCUGCUGCUGCUGCUGCUGUUUUGGACCUGGACGGAGAGGAACCCGAGCCAACAGCGGACCAACAUGUCGCUCACCUCCAUCCUUUCAGCUGAGGCCAUUGAAAAUGCUGUCAAGGACUGUCAAGCUCCGGACUCAUUCUGCUACAAGAAGUUCUUCCAGCUGUGUGGCCUGUCCUCAAAGACGCCCAAGGAGGUCAAAGAUGUCUUCCAGAUCCUCGAUGAGGACAACAGCGGCUUCAUCGAGGAGUCUGAGCUCAAGUACUUCUUGCAGCGGUUCAUCCCCGGGGCGCGGACACUGACUGAGGCAGAAACCAAGAGCUUCAUCUCAGCAGCUGAUGAUGACAGUGACGGCAGAAUUGGAGCAGAGGAAUUCCAGACAAUGGUCCUGUCCUGAGUUCUGCAGAUGAAGAUAUCUCAAGUCGUCAGGUCCUCAGUCACCUCCCCAGCUCCGGAGUCAAAUGAUCCCAGCUUCCAUCCCCAAGUCCUUUUCUACCAAAUUCUGUGUGCAUUAAUUGUUUUUGAAUGACCUUUUGUCCAUUUAAAAACAACAGACUUUUAAUUUGUCUUUCCACUGUGAUGGUCCAUGUUUUCUUGUCUGUGCACGUCCCACCUCUGACAAUGAAUGAGAUAAAUAAACAUGUGGAAGCAUA
Molecule: messenger RNA, 827 nt
Organism: Seriola aureovittata
Lineage: Eukaryota; Metazoa; Chordata; Actinopteri; Carangiformes; Carangidae
Gene: pvalb9
Product: parvalbumin 9
Exons: 5
Coding region: 242-571 (109 amino acids)
Cellular component (GO): nucleus; cytoplasm
Molecular function (GO): calcium ion binding
Source: RefSeq, a predicted model, not a curated record